UCUCGUUCGCUCACCUUUGCCAACAACCACGCUCAAGGUCGAAAUAUGGCGGGAAAGCAAAAACUUGGGUUUGCAGAAAAUUUUGCUUUGGGUGGUCUGGCAGCUGUGAUAUCCAAGACAGUAGCUGCUCCUCUGGAACGUGUUAAACUUCUCCUCCAAAACCAAGAUGAAAUGAUCAAGGCUGGUCGGCUGGAUAAACCUUACAAUGGGAUGAUCGACUGCACAAAACAGAUCUACUAUAAUGAGGGCGUUAUCCCAUUCUGGCGUGGUAAUGUUGCAAAUUGCAUCCGUUACUUCCCAACCCAGGCGUUGAACUUUGCCUUCAAGGAUAAGAUUCAUUUGUUGUUCAAAGAUUCUCCAACUGAUACGUAUGCCUGGAAGUUCACGAAGAACAUAUUCUCUGGGGGUGUGGCUGGUGGCAUGUCCCUGUGCGUCGUGUAUUCUCUAGAUUAUGCCAGAACGAGGUUAGCUAACGAUGCUGUCAAGGAAGGAAGCGAAAGACAAUAUAAGAACUUGAGGGAUGUGUACAAGCAAACACUGAAAACUGAUGGAAUCCGUGGUCUCUACCGUGGAUUUGGCGUGUCAGUAGUGGGUAUCAUGGUGUACCGUGGCUUCUACUUUGGUCUCUACGAUAGCUUCAAACCCAUCCUCCUCAGCCCUGAUGCAGGAUUCCUCCUGAGAUUUGGCGUGGCCUACUGUGUGACUAUAGCUGCCACCAUGCUGUCCUAUCCAUUCGACACAAUUAGGAGGCGGAUGAUGAUGAAGUCAGGUGAGGCUGUGAAAUACAAGAGUUCAUUCGAUGCGGCCAGGCAGAUUAUCAAACACGAGGGCAUACAGUCCUUCUUCAAAGGCAACCUGGCCAAUAUCUUGCGUGGUGUGGCAUGUGCUGGAGUGCUCGCUGGCUACGACAUGUUUGAGAAAUGGUGGAUAGCUUAUAGGUUUGGAGAUAUGGCCUCUUAGGUAGCAGUAACAAGCGGGUGAAUCGGUGAAGCAAAGGUUUUUACUUGUUCAGUCACUGACUGAUACAGGGAAAGCAACAAGAUUUUCACUUAUUAUAAUUCAUGACGGAAGUGUUAAAUGUUAGUGCAGGAAUGUUUACAGACUAGUAAUAGUUACAAGUUCUAGAAAAAAUGCCACUGUAAAAAGUGCAAAUCUAAUAAUUUCUUUGAUGAUAUAUAUAU
Molecule: messenger RNA, 1181 nt
Organism: Lingula anatina
Lineage: Eukaryota; Metazoa; Brachiopoda; Lingulata; Lingulida; Lingulidae
Biological process (GO): mitochondrial ATP transmembrane transport; negative regulation of mitochondrial outer membrane permeabilization involved in apoptotic signaling pathway; mitochondrial ADP transmembrane transport
Cellular component (GO): mitochondrial inner membrane
Molecular function (GO): ATP:ADP antiporter activity
Source: RefSeq, a predicted model, not a curated record